Molecule: messenger RNA, 5209 nt
Organism: Phyllotreta striolata
Lineage: Eukaryota; Metazoa; Arthropoda; Insecta; Coleoptera; Chrysomelidae
Source: the annotation of a GenBank genome assembly
AACCUCAAUUUUUAAACGCCAAUUCCCGUUGCAGUAUAAUUGUGUUGUGUUGUCUUUAUUGUGUAUAUUUGCGUUGUUUAGUUUUAAGAGAAAGUACUCAAUCGAUUUUUGUGUCGUAAUGGAUGCCGGUCCAUACAAAAUAACUUGCCAAGAAUACCCACCGGAAUUUUAUAUAGACAAAAACAUAGCCAAAGCUUAUUUUAAGCAGUUCGGAAAACUGAAAAGGCUCCAAUUUAGGCCGGCCUUAAGGACUUGCACGGUCGAAUAUGCGAAUCAAGAAGGCUACUUGAAGGCCUUGAAUAAUGCAGGCGAAUACAGGGAUAGAACGUUUGUAGUUUUGGGACAUCCUUCCGAACAAAAAUCCAAUCCGGCCAUGAAGGCUAAUGCGAAAAAAGACCCUGUAUGGGUAGACAGGGAUGAAAUCGAAGCUGAAUUGGAAGCCAUGUCCGGAAUAGCUCCCAAAGAAUUUAAAAGUUUAGAAGCUGCUUUCGGGCCUUUACCUGAAGCAAAAUUGGACCCAAAACCCAAACUCAACAGAACGUGGAAAAAAGAUGCUACUAAUACACUCAAAAAAGGCGUUAAACAACAAAAGCAAAACUUAAAUUCGAAGAUAUCCGAAGAGGAAGUGGAACUUAUCAAUUUAGUAUUGUCUCAAGCUCUAACCAAUGAAGACAAAUUUAAAAUACUCGACGCUCGAGACAAACUAAUCAAAAUCAAUUUAAAGAAAUUCCCGACGGCUAAAUCGGGCCCGACAAUCGGAACCUGCCCCGACAUGUGCCCAGAGAAAGAACGAUUUUUCCGGGAAAUUAAACACCAAGUAGCUUGGUACGAACAAGACGACAACAACAAAACCAUGAACUACAACAAAGCCAUCAAACAGUAUUCGAGGAGUUCCGCCGACCAAGAAGCCCCUUUGUCCCAUGAACUGAGGCCCGUGAACGUACUUCAAAUGACUAUGGGUUAUUUACUCCACAACAUCAUCGAUCUCUGCGAUACCGAUGAAGUACACAUCGGGGAGUGGUACCACUUCCUGUGGGAUCGAACCCGAGGCAUCCGCAAAGACAUCACCCAGCAGGAAUCGUGCAGCCAGGGAGCCGUCGAGUUGGUCGAACAGUGCGCCAGGUUUCACAUUCAUUGCUCUGCCAGGCUGGUCGCCGAAGAUCCGGCGGUGUUCGAUCACAAAAUCAACACGGAGAAUCUCACCAAGUGUCUGCAGACCCUCAAGUACAUGUACCACGAUUUGCAACUGAAGGGCCAAAGCUGCGAGAACGAGGCCGAGUUCAGGGCUUACAUCAUAUUGCUCAAUUUAAACGAUGGGAAUUUCAUGUGGGAGGUUCAACAGUUGAGGCCGGAAAUCAAGAAAUCAAAGGAGGUAAUGUUUGCGCUCCAAGUGCAUUCGGCUAUUGACAAGAACAACUACGUUCAAUUUUUCAAAUUGGUGAAUUCCACCACUUAUUUAAACGCUUGCAUUUUAAUGAGAUAUUUCAUACAAGUUCGCAUAAUGGCGGUUAAAACUCUGUUGAAAUGUUACAUACCUAGGGCGUCUAAAACCGCGUAUCCAUUAGCCGAGCUACAAAGCAUUUUGGCGUUCGAUGACUUCGAACUCACCGUUGAUUUCUUGCAAUAUUACGGAUUGUCUGUAAACGAUAGCGGUACGCAUAUAAUUUUAGAGAAAAACGGCUUUUUCUCGCCCGAAUUCCCCUAUGUACUCGACAGAUCGAACGUAGUGGAAGAUAAAAGGGAGUGCUCCGUUGGAAGGAUCGUCUGCGGUAAGGAUCUACCCCCGAAAACUUACCUAAGUCAUACCGUUCAAACCAGUUUCGAUGAGAAAGGAUAUUUGAUUAACAAGGAUAUUCUGGACGAAAUGGAUUUGGAAAGGGUAAAACUCAAGCUGCUCGAAGAGCUCGAUGAAUCCAAAACGGAAAGCGACAGUGAAAUGAAAGAAGAGAAAACUGCUAAAUUUUCGUUCGGACUCAGCGAGGAUAAAUCCGCAUUUCAUGCGGAAAAAGAGAAAUAUCCAUUCGGAUUCCAACCCAAAGAGAAACCCGAUGUUAUUUACAAAGAAAAAGACAACGACAACCAAUUUGUUUUCGCCCAGAAAGAAAAAUCCGAGCCGUUUUCGUUCGCUGAUAAAGCACCGAAAACCUCAAGCAUAUUCGCUCCGCAAACCAAGCAAUCCGAAAGCAUUUUCAAGAUCCAGAAAACUCCACCUUCAACUAACAUAUUCUCGUCUCAAUUUCAACCAACGCCAGUCGAUCAAACCGAUUUCGUUUCCAAACCAACCAACAUAUUCCAGACCUUCCCCGAACCCACAAUCGAACCCCCGAAACCAGGGGGAUUCGCUUUCCAUUUAAACGAACCCCCCGUGAAGCCUCUUCCUACGCCUAAUCUACCUUCAAUCGAUGAACUGCAACGCGAGGAAGAGGAAGAAAAGCGAAGAGUCGAGGAAGAAACUCGGCGAUUGGUCGAGCUCGAGAAGCGAGAGGAGCUGAAGCGACGAGAGGAAAAAGAGAAACUCGAAGCCAAAUUGAGCGAGGAAAGGAAAUUAAGAGAGCAAGAGGAAGAGAAAUUGCGCAGGAUAAACGAAAUGAAGGAAACGGAACGAUUGAAAGAGAAGGAGCGGCUAAGGGACAAAGAAAUCAAGGACUCCGUGAAGAAAGUUUUAAAUAAUCUAGUCGGCGAGGUGGACGAGAUGAUUCGUUUUGAAAAACUGGAAGCUAUUAAAGCAAGAGUACAGAAAAGAUUGUUAUUAAGGAUGGUCGGGAUGUGGAAAAAUAGGAUAUUAAAGAACAAAAGGAAGCGGAAAGCUGUAGAUUGCGGUCCAAUGUGGUUCAGCAAAAAAUCUCUACAACAAUCUGCAGAAGAAUUGCACAUAGAUUCCCAAAAUCUAACACUGAACCUAAUGAAACGGUACAAAUACGGUAGAGCUCUAAAUAUAGAGCAAUUAUCGGACGAACUAAUCGAAAAAAUAAACAUUCACCAAUUAACUUACGGUAUAUUAAAAAACAGAAUGUUCGAACUGACGGUGAACAAACCGAAGAACAUUUUCUGGAAAGUCCUCAUCAGCAUACCGGACAAGAGCGAACUCGCCACCGGAUUGAACAGGAUAGAAGAGAUCCUGGAUAAGGCGUUUCCUUGGAAGAAAAUCGACGGGCAAUCGUUGCAUUUGGAGUACACGAAGCCCAGCGCGUUGGAAUCCGUUACCUACUGCGUCGAGAAACAGCAGGGCUACGAUAAAAUAAGGCAUUACGAUUCGAACGGGAUAAUAUUCGUGGCGAAAAACUUCAACGGCGCGCUCCAGCGCAGGAUCUUCGAGAAUCUGCGCCACUUAGGCGUCCACACCAGGAUCCCGAUCGUGCUGGUGCUGCAGGAGUUCGACCAGAAGGACUGCCGCUUGGAGGAAUUGAUCAAGGAGAACAUCGUCUCCGAUUACAUCGUGUACGUGGAGAACUCUUCGCCGGGUAAUUUCCUGAGCGCCAUCGAGCAAGGGUUGGUGUUCCUGUCGAAGAGAAUCCAGCGCCCUCCCCCGUUGGAAUUGGAUACUCUGAAAUCGUUCGCGUCGAAGCACCUGUGCUCGGAAAUGUGGAAGAGGGCCAACAGUUUCGCGAAGUGGAACUCGAACUACAAGAAAUGCUUGCAAAAUCCGAACGUGGUUAUCGGCUUGUACAACGAUGGUUUGAGCAGAAUCAAAGCCAUCAUACUCGACGAGAACAACGCGGAGUUUCCGGUGUUCCCGGAGGAGUUCAAGAAGUACCUAAACAGCGAAAUUCCGGAUUUUCUGCCGUGUUCUUACUGUUAUUUCCCGGCGUUUUGGAGGAGCGCGGAUUACGCGAGGAAAUUAGAGCGACUGUUGAGCGGGUUAAAUUUACCGGCUUGGUCGCUCGCUUGGCCGCCGAAGGACGAAUGCGAGUUGGAGAUGAGCGUUUUAAAAUACUGCUCGCAGAUAACCGAGGAGCCCGAAAGGCUCUUCUACAAAACCAUGAGCCUGUUCUUGCGCCACGUCGACCCAAAAGUCAAUUUCGAGGACAUCGAACGGGUGCUUUGGUCGGAUGUAGUACAAUUAUGGGGUACGGAGAAAUUGGCACGAGAUUUUACUUUAGAAAACGAAUUUAAAUACCGCACGAUAUUUAAAGAAUACUUCGUCGUUUAUAAUAUUAACUCGCUGGAAGAAUAUAGGUCUUGCGAUUGGUUUUACGUUUACAACCCUCGGAUUAAGAAGAUGGUGGAGGAAGAGCUGGAGAAGGAGCAGGAGAAGACAACGCGGAGAACGUUGGCGGAGGAAUUUCAUGUGGACGACGAUUUUCUGGAUUCCAUUCGAGCGAAUUUAUUGUCGAAUAAACCGGACAAGUCUCAGAUGAUUAGGGAGCUCGAUCGAAUGAAGGAGUCGCUCGAGGAUUUGAACGCGGCUAUGAAAGUGCACAAGAGGAUUUCGUCGAAAUUGGACGAAUGUUUGAGUCGAGCCAUUGCGGAAAAGUAGUCUGUUAUACAAAAUUUUGUAGCUUUAAGACUUGGCUUAAUUCUAGAAUAUAUUUUUGUACGAGUGUUGCUGGUUUUGAUUCGCAAAAAGUUAAUCCUAUUCUAACAACAUGUACAGAGUAAGUACGUAAUAACCAAUUAACAAUUCAAUUUUUUAUUUACCUACCCUAGUCUUUAUUACAGUAGCAUAAUAAGUAGAUUUAAAAAUUCAAAAGACUCGACGGUCUUUUCAAUUUUUGUAAAAUGUUUACAAACUGACUAGAGUCAAAGAAACAUGUUUAGGAAUGCAUUUCAACUUUACACAUAACUGUUUCCGUUUAUAAUGUACGCAUUAUUUUUAUUUUUUACAUCAAGAUACAUUAAUAAUGUGUACAUCAAACAGAUCAGAAUAUAUUUACAAAGAAAAGUCCCUUGAAUUAAUAUCCUAUAUUUACAAGGCAUUUAUACAAGGUGAGUUAACUAAUGCAAUUACCAAAGAGUAAACCGGUUUUAUACUCACCUUGUAUAUAAAUACUGAAUAUUUUGAGUACCUUUCGUCAAAUAUAAAAAAAUACACUCAACAAUUGAGUUAAAAAAAGGUAUUAAACACGUAUGUACAAAACGACGUUUUUAAAACGUUAUUAAAUAAAAUAUUAUACAUUACAGAUUAAAAUUACAGUUGAUGUACGAGAAGAUAGUAAGAUAUGGGCCGAAAAUGUUAAGCCUCAAAAUUGUACUAUAUUAUAAUAGACUU